AUGAAUUUCUCAUUAUCUCAAAAUAAUAUCUCCCCACAAAGAUUACAGACUUCUCCAUCGCAGCAAUCACAACAAUCACAACAAUCACAACAAAUAUCACCGUCGCAAAGAACAGUAUUAAAAGUUAAUCAUAAAUAUAAUUUAAAUUACCAAACAGGUGCAGGAGAAUUAAUAAUAUUAUGUGGACCACAUUUUGUUGGUAAAACAUUCUACUAUCAAUUAAACUAUAGCAAAACACACGAAAGGGUAUCAGCACAAGAAUUAUUUAAUAAAUUUAAUAGAAAUAAGAACGAAAGCGACAAUAAUUCAGAGUUAAUAUCAUUUAAUAAAAUAAUAACCAACUAUGUCUUAAAACCAUUAGGAGAAGGUAAAAAUGUAUUAGUUGACGACACAAACCAUUUGGCAACCGUACGAGAAAGUUAUCUUUCAGCAUUAGAAAAGAAUAAAGUACCAGUUUCAAAGAUAGUUUUAUUUAAUUUUAUUCCUGAGGGUGGCGAAUUACAAUUAAAGUGGAGCAGUGCAUGGAAUGAUUGCGAAAAAUCUUUAUCAUCAAACACAAAUAAUCAAACCAAUGAUUCUGCAAAAAUAGAUCUAGAAACAUUUAAAUUCGAAUAUAAGCAGCCAUACUCUUAUGAUGGAUUCACAUAUGUAAAGGAUAUUACAGUACCACUUUCGUUCAACAUCACCAAAAAUCAUUUUAUGGAUAAGAAAUUUAAAAAUAUUGGUUUAUUUUUAGACUCUAGAGCAAUUAUAGAAUUUAUAAAUAAUAAUAAUAAUAAUAAUAAUAAUAAUAAUAACAAUAAUGAUAAUAAUAAAAAUACACUUCAAUGGAAUAUUAAAUUAAAAGAUAAAUGUUAUAUUUCAAUUAAAGAAUGGAUAAAAAGUUCAGUUAAUAGAAGGGUAAUUGUUUUAUUAGAUGAGGUUUCAUUAUUUCCAAUAUCACUAGACAAUGAAAACGAACAAGUUUUAAAUCUUUAUCGAGAAAUGAUAAAGAAUUGUUUUUCAGAAUUAUCAAAGCAAAUUCAAGCACCACUUUAUUAUUUUAGUUGUCCAAAAGAUUUACCUGAAACCGAUUUUUAUAGAUUUCCAAAUGAUUUAGGUUUAAUUGCAUGGGCUCACCAUAGACAUAGACUAUCAUUAUUUUCAUCAGUUUUCAUUAUUGACGAUAGUGAUUUAAAAACAAUUUCAAAUUUGCCUUUUAAUAUUUGUUUAGCUUCCAAGUUUUUUCAAUUAAAUAACUGGAAAUCUGAUAACAAGAUAUCAAAUCAUCUUAUUGAAAACUCAAUCAAUAUACCAUCAUUUAUAGAAAAUGUUCAAUUUGUAGAGUUUAAUGAAAGUGGCGAAAUCGAGAUUGAAAAGGGAAUACCUUUAUUUUCGAAAUUUAAAUCUUUAUCUGUAUCACAGACUGAUAACAAUCAUUUAUCUUUAACCGAAGAGUUUUUAUCAUUUGGGAAAGUUCAUGGUGCAUUUUUCCCAUCAUUAGUCAAUGACGAGGCUGAUGGUGACAAAGAAAACAUUGAUCAACAACAACUUCAAAAAGAAGAAACGAAACCAGCUCCAAAGGAUCAAAUAAUAGAUAAUAGCCAAGGUAUUAGAUUAUAUGAAAAAGGUUUUUUGCCUCAUGUUAAUGUCAAGUGUUUAAAAGAUUUUGGUUGCGAUGAUUCAAGUAUUAAAAGAGGCUAUGAUUAUUAUCAAGAAUCCAAUUCAAGAAUAUCAUGUUUAGAAUGUACAGUUGUUGGUGGUAAUUCGGUGAGAGUAAAUUCAUUUUGUCAAGGAACUGGUGCCCAACCCUAUGUAGUUUCAAUUAGAUACAGGGCCAAAAUGGGGAUAAAAAAUAGCAACGAAAACCUUUCACCAAUUUUAGAAACAAGUUGUAAUUGUCCAAGUGGCUCAAAAACUUAUGGUAAAUGUAAACAUAUCGUCACAUUGGUUCAACACUGCAAUCAUUUAUAUGCAAUUUCACCAACAUCUCCAUUUUCAUCAUCCCCUCAAUCAAUUUCACCAAAUUCAUCUCCACCACAUUCAAAUGUAAAUACCAGUAAUAACAACAGAACACCAACUCGUAAACUUCCUUCAUGGUGGGCAAGCGAGCCCUCAAAAGAUAAAUUAAAAACCUCCCCAAACAAAAGAACAUCAAAUUUGUAUUUCCCAGAGAAUAAACAAAGAAAAGUAAGACCUCAAUUAGAAUUUGAACCAAUCAAAGUCAAUAUCAGUCCCGUUAAAAACAACAAUUUAAUUAAACAAUUCAAUACCCAACAAAAAUCACAACAAAUUGAUAUCUUUGGUACACCAAUAUUAGAAAAGCAACCAUCUUUUAAUAUGGAUUUUGAUUUUGAUUUUGAAAAGGAAGAAAGCGAGUUAAGAAAAAUUGAAAAGAAUAGAAAGGAAACACAGGAUUAUAUUGAUCAACUCUUUGAAAAUCAAAAGAAAAAAGAUAAAAAGAUUUUCAUUGAUCAAAACCAACCCCAAGCUGUUAAAAAAACUUUGGAUGACGACGAUUUAUUUAAACGAACUGUUUCAGAAGACGAUUUAUUAAAAUUUGUUCAAGAAACUGAAUCAAUGAAAGCAAGUACUGUUAGUGUUGGUUCUUCCAUAAGAAGUAGUACAAACAGCAAUGGUAGCGUCACAAGCAAUAAAUCAAUCAAUAGUAAUAUCCCGCUACCAAAUACUCAACAUUUACGUAAAGAAUUUAAAAUCAAUGAUUAUCAAUUACAAAAUUUUUUUGAUGAUUAA
This is a messenger RNA of Dictyostelium purpureum, 2733 nucleotides long. RefSeq lists its product as uncharacterized. Bases 1 to 2733 code for a protein of 910 amino acids. The transcript is spliced from 2 exons. NCBI's taxonomy places the organism in Eukaryota, Evosea, Eumycetozoa, Dictyosteliales, Dictyosteliaceae. The record is from RefSeq and is a predicted model, not a curated record. Gene Ontology annotation, molecular function: zinc ion binding.